AUGCGUCUACCUUGGUGGGGUGAAGGGCCUGCAGUUUGGUCUGAGUUCUGUGGUGCUUCAACUGCCAUUCCGUAUGUUAGGUAUCCUCAUCGUUCAAUGUGCAUACAGAAUGUUCUGGACCCCAUGGAGCUCUUUGUACUUUUAUGCAAUGAUGUCAGUGAUGUCUAUGUAUUCAAACCCAUGAGCAGCAAAGGGGGAAAUAGCAAGAUGAGGAUGCCUACGAAAAGUUGGAUAUAUAUCACGAUCGUAUUCUUAGUGACCAAAAACGAUUUCUUGCAAAAUAUAUUGCGUAUCCUUCAAGAAAAUCGCGCCCUCAACCAGGAGAAAGUCGAUCGACCUUGGAUUGAUAUGUUUGGGAAAAACUACAUGGAAAUUCUGAAGCACGUGUCUGAUGAGCGGAGUGCAUUAGAGCAACUUAGAACCUUUGAUCAAGAAGAUGUUAUGAGAGAACAAGAAGAAGAACUCACGAACAUCAUAAAAAUCAAAUUUUUUGCAGAAGAGCUGGAUGUUUUUGAGUGGGAUGAACGUCGCCUUGUCCAAAAAAGGUGGUUGUGGUCAGCUCACCAUUGA
Molecule: messenger RNA, 570 nt
Organism: Cylicocyclus nassatus
Lineage: Eukaryota; Metazoa; Nematoda; Chromadorea; Rhabditida; Strongylidae
Source: the annotation of a GenBank genome assembly